Polychytrium aggregatum is the source of this 9620-nucleotide messenger RNA. RefSeq lists its product as uncharacterized. The transcript is spliced from 13 exons. The coding region runs from base 107 to 9418 and encodes 3103 amino acids. The record is from RefSeq and is a predicted model, not a curated record. Lineage: Eukaryota; Fungi; Chytridiomycota; Chytridiomycetes; Polychytriales.
GCCACAUCCAAGAGCAGCAGCAGCAGUCCUCUCUCAUCUCCCGUGCAUCCAGACUCUCUCAACAGCGCAUCGGUCCCUCCAUCCCUUUUCUGCGUAUCCGCUGGACAUGCAUCGCGGCGCCAAGCUAGCAGCCGCCAAGAGCAAGCUCCAACGGUUCCAGAAGGCCCGAUUUGUCACCGCUGGCUCCUAUGGUUCCCAGACGAAUCUUUAUGAGGGCUCGCUGAGCGAGGCAAAUGCGUCGCCCUUGACCUCGUACGAAGGCACCCCUCGGCUUUCUGAUGCUCCUGAGCCCACUUACUAUGGAUCGGCUCCUGACGACGCCCCUGAACAUGACUAUCCGACUUUGUCGGGCUUCAGUCGCUCGGCCGCCCCUUCCCCUCGGCAAGCGCCGCUCGAGCCUUUGUCUGGCCCACAAGACCCUGCUCGAGCCACUGCGACUUCCCAAGAGUAUCAUCGCUACCAAAGCACAGAAUCUUCGUACGGCGGAGAGUCUGUGCCUCGGAAUGAGUCGGCAACCGAGAUCUCGAUCGAAUCAACAACUGCCACUCGGCUUAAGCUCCCUCCCCGGCCUCGAUCGCAAAGUCCUACAAGGCGAGAUCCUCCGGCAAAGUCCCCUGCGAUGGCCUAUGCGUCUGAGUCCGAACCUGCCCCCGUCCCCGUCCCCGGCCCAACUCCAUACUCCCCCGAACGCCGGCCUGAGGAGCACCUGACUUCGGUCCAAGCCCACAAUACGUACCUGUCGGUCAUCAACGCUGAUCUAGAGUCCGAAAGCUCUGAGAAAACUGCCCACAUUCGCCGGCUUGAGCAGUCCAUUGUGCAGCUUUCUGCCGAGCAGCAGACCGCAUCUGAGCGCAUUCUGGAUAUGGCUGCGGAGCUUGUCCAGCUCCGAAAUGAUUUGGCCGAAGCCCACCGAACUGUUGAAGUCCAGCAAGAGUCGCUCCAGCAACUGAGCGCCCAGCAGCAACGUAUCCUGGAACUCGAGGAGAGCAUAUCAGCCAGCGCGGCGGAGCGGCUCGAUCUUGAGUCGCAGCUACAGGAGCGAUGGACUUUGAUCCAGGACAUGGAGGCGGAGCUCGACCAGCUGCGCUCUGCUGUGCAAACGACACAGACUCUCAGCGAAGAUGCGGAUCGCAACAAGAUCAAUAUGGAGCUGACAAACGAGGAGCUCGCAACUGCAAACGCUGCGCUCGAAUACGAGGUCGAGUCGCUAAAGAGCCAGAUCAAGGAGAUCCAGGCCCGUGACUCGGCUGCGCUUUCAAACUACGAAGACAGCCUGCAGCAGAGCCAUACCAAGUACGAUGAGCUGCAGGCCAGGUACGAUGAUCUGCAGGCCAAGUGCGACGGUCUGCAGUCGCAGCAGAUUCUGCAGCAAGAUUUGGCGCUUGAGCUGGCUGCUGCUCAAAGCAAUGAAGCACAGCUUGAAAAGCUGCAGUCUUUAGAAGCCAAACUGCAUGAAGCCGAUGCCCGCCAUACUCACGAGUUACGACGGAAUGCCGCCCUGCUUGACGAAAAGCAAACGACCCAGCAACAACUUCAGGAGUUUGGCAACAAACUUCUCGAUCUACUUGCCGACAGCUCGCACACAUACAGCGAAAAGUCUUUCCAGGCCUACCACCUUCUCCAGCAAUAUCUUUCCGAGCGUGGCCUUGAAGUCACUGCCGCGCUGUGGACGGUUCCUCUGCCGGCAGAGUCUGACUCCGCGAACGCGUCCAAACGUAUUGAAGUACUCGAACACGAAGCCGCCCAACAGAGCCAAACGAUCGCCCGAUUGGAGGACACCGCCGGGGAAGUGCACGUUCUUCGCGAGCAGAUCGAUGCCCUCACCUACGAAAACAAGACGCUCUCUGCACAUCUCUCGAUCGAGUCCCAGAAGCGACUCGAAUCUGAGAUCUACAACCAGUCUCUUCUCAGCGAUCUGGAGCAGCUUCGACAGCCCCACACUUCCCUGGCGCCAAGAGCAGCACCCGAGCCCACACGUGCGCCAUCCCCUAUUGCCCAGGGCGACUGGGGCAUCGACGAUGACCUCGAUGCCCUCCUUAGCGACGAAGGUGCCGCCGACCACUCGACCAAUGUCGACCACCCUGAGGAGUCUGCGCUCUCAGUGGAACCGCGAGCCGAAUCGUCCAGCCAGCUGAACGAUCAGCUUCGACAGUUACGCGAGCAAGUCAUCGCCCUCGAAAAGUCCAAUGCCACUUUUGCGCUCGAGGGCGAGAGAGCCGCUCAACAGCUCGCGCGCGAGAGGCAGCUCCUUGAGGAUGCCGAUCGCGACCGUCGAUCAGCCAAUGAGAAGCAAAUGCGGCUGCAGGAGGAGUCCUGGUCGCUUCAGCAACAAGUAGAGUCGCUUGAUACCCAUUGCCGCGAGAUGCGGUCUCAGCUGGAGACCCAGGGGGCCAACUUGGCGCAGAGCCAGAAGGAGCUUGCCCGUGUUCGUGCGCUCCUCCGAACGCAAUCCGAGCAAGCAACGGCGCACGACGGAUAUCAAGAGCAGAUCGUGCAAUACGAGGCCAAGCUCACCGAGAGUACCAUCAAGAUCGAAGACCUCGAGAGCGAGAUCGCUCGUAUCGACGCAGUCUUGGUUGAGGUUCAGGCACUCAACGAGAGCCUCGAGCGCCAGCUUGAGCAAGAGCAAACGGAGAGAGAGUCUGCUACAAACAAGGCCAACAAGAUCAAAGCAGACAUGUGGGAAUUGGAGCAAAAGGUUGCCCAAGAUUCUGCCGUCUUGAUUGAGAGCCUGCAUGAACUGACGGAUGCCAACUCGAAGAUGAAGGCCCAAAUCAAGAGCUAUCGAGAGGAAGUCGAGCGCCUGAAGCAAAGCAUCCAGAGCCACCAAACUGAGCAUGCCGAGACCCAUGCCUCAAGCGCCGAGGAGGUUGAGCGACUCAACACCGUCGUUGCCGGUCUCCGAGAGACCAUCAAGGAAAAGCUGGCUGACAUUGCUCAUCUCGAAUCUGAAAACGAGUCGCUGGCAACGGCUGGUGCAGAGGUCACGGCUCAGCUUGGCGUGCUGCGCGGCCAACUUCGCGACAUUGAGGCUUCUCAUAACACUGCCCUGCUUCAGCUCGAGGAAGCUCAAGCGGAGGUUGCUGGUCUCCGUGACGACAACGAGACUUUGCGCUUGGCCGGAAUCGAGGUCACCGAGAAGCUCUCAGCUCUGCGCGAGCAGUUUGAGCAAUCGAACGAAGAGCGCCAGCACAUUGCCCAGCUCUACGAGACGCUGCGAGCGUCGCUCGUCCAGACCGAGGACCAAACCAAGAUCCUGGAACAAGCUGGAAUCGAGGUCUCCGAGCAGCUGAAGACAGUCCGUGAAGAAGCCACUUACAUUCGCCAAGAGCGCGACGAGGCCAUCGGAGAGCUUAGCCAACAUCGUGAGCGUCUGGCCGAGCUCGAGAUUGAGAACUCGACCCUGCGGUUGUCCGGUAUCGAGGUCACCGACCAGUUGACGGUCUUGCGCGAUGCACUCACUGGAUCGGAGGACCAGUGCGCCAAGCUCGUUGAACAACUGAACGAGACCGCCCAGUCGCUCUCGGUUCUUGGCGGCGAAAAGGAUCACCUGUGCGCUGAAGUUGACGAUCUGACCCACCAGCUUGAGUUGCUCCGCGAACAGGCUCUGAUAUCGCAGUCCUCCCAAUCCGAGAUCGCUCUUCGAAUCGCCGAGUUGCAAGCCAAGAUCGACGCUCUCGAGAGCGAGAACGCCGCACUCCAUGCUGCAAAUGCCGACACUGCCGCGCAGCUCGCCAUCGCAACCAAUGAGCGCAAUGACGUGAUCGGGCAGCUCGAAGAUGCCCAUUCGAUGCUCCACGACCUGGAAUCCAAGAACGAGGCCCUUCAGUCGGCCGGCAUAGAAAUUACCGAGCAGCUCGAUAGCUUGCGCCGGGAGCUGCUCAGCUCGGAGGAACAGAACGAAGCUGUCGUGGCCGAGUGCGAGCGCCUGCGGCUGGCAAGCGAGGCCAUAAGUAAGGAGCUCUUGGACAAGGAUGUCGUCAUUGCGGACCUCAGCAGCAAAAUCCAGCAUCUCCAGGAGAGCUACGAUCUUCUCGAGCACGAGUAUCGUCAAAAGAUCGACCAUGUUGAGACGAUCGAUCGUCAGAACCAAGGUAUGCACUUUGAGCGGGAGGACUUGCAGGCGCAGCUCCAGGUUGCCCAGCAGUCGGUCCACAGUCUCGAGGAGCACAUUCAUGAGCUUGAAGCCGAGCGCAGCCGUCUCGCUGCCGAAGCGGCUGAUGUAAGGCAGAUUCUGUCGGCGGCCACAUCCGAAAACGACCAGCUCCAGAAGCAUAUCGAAGAGCGCGAGCACACCGUCACGGAUCUCCGCAACCAUCUUGAGUCUCUCCACCUGCAAAGUGUCGGCGAUACCGAGCGUACUCAUGCUCUGGAGCUCGAGCGCGAGGAGCUGUCCGCGCAGCUGCAUGAUGCUCAGGAAAGACUCGAGCGGUACAUCCUUGAGACCGAGGCUGUUGUUGAGCAGCACCGAACCGAGGCCGCACAGCACUCGGACGAACGAUCUAGGGCCCUCUCGAUGCUUGAGCAGACGCAGCAGGAUCGCGACGACACGAUCGCAGAGUACCAGCAGCACGCCAAGGAUUUAGAAGGUCAAAUCGAUCGGCUCAACCAGGAGUUGCACGCCAUCAAAGACACUAUGGGUGCGACCGAGCAACUCUUGGCCGCCAAAGUGGCUUCUCUCGAGCAGGAGGUCUCGGAUGUCCGCAACGAUGGCGACCACCAUCGCGCUCAUGCCGAGGAGCUCUCGGCGGCCCUGGAGGCGGCUGAUCAAGCACUACAGCAGCUGCAAGGCGAGAGUGUCAAGUGGCAGGGCGAGAGAGACGCGUUGAUCCGGCAGCUCGCCGACCUUGAUGAUCAGCUCACAAAGAGCAGCGCUCUUUGCGAUGAGCUGUCCUUUGAGCGCGAUCGCCUCGAAUCCGAACUCCAUGUUAUCCGCUCGACCUCCGAAAACGAUAAGAUUCAGCAAGCCCAGAUCCUGACGAGCCUAGAGUCGGAACACCGUGCUCUGUCGACCCAGGUGACCGAGCUUCUGGACCGCAACAGCCAGCUGGUUGUACAGAACGAGCAGCAGCACUCCGUUAUCGAGGAGCUACAACACGAAAGAGAUCAUCUCGCCGGGCACAUUGAGGAAAGCGAGGAUAAGAUCCGUGUGUUGCACGAGACGAAGGGUCACGUCGAGUCCGAAGUCAGUGAAUUGGCCUCUCGAAUGGCCUACAACGACGGCCAGGUUCAAGAACUUCAAACGCAGAUCGAGAUCUUGAUGCAGGAGAAGCUUCAUGCAGAAAACUUGGCUGCUUCUUUGCAAGUCAAACUCGAGGGCGUCGAGGGCUCGUUUGCGGACAACAUGCACAAGGUCAACGACGAGCUACACCGCACGCUCGAAGACAAGAUUGUGCUCCGCGACAGUCUUUCUCGGGUCGAGAGCGAUUUGUUGAUGCUCCGGCAGUCGUUUGCUCAGCUGGAGCAGGAGCGUGAUCACCUUCGAGACUACGCCGUUCCGGAUCUGUCGCAUCAGCUCGAGAGUCAGUACAGCUUGCUCACCCAGGAGCGCCAGUCGAUCCUGAUUGCCCUGGAGCAGCUCGGUGCCGUCAUCCCGAGCGACAUAUCUGGAUACGAUAUUGACGCUAUCCAUGUGGCCAUCUCAACCGUCCACCAAGUUGUCGUCGAGCAAGCACAGCAACUGGAAGCGACUUACCAGGAGCUCGGCCAGCUUCGCGACGACUCGCUCUCCAAGGAGGCGGACUUGCGCGCGCAGCUUGAAUAUGUCCAGGCUCGAUAUGAGGAGAUCACCAGCAGCUCGAAUCUCAGUGCACACGCGCUCCGGGAUGUCGAGGCUCAGCUCGCCGCCGCCAAACAGUCCAACAGCAUCCUUGAGAAGCAAACCAGCGAAUACAAGUCCGAGCACAAGCGCGCGCUCGAUGCAGAGCUCACCGUCAGCCAGCUCCGUCAAGAGCUUCAGGAGUUGCGCGCGCAGUACUCUGGCUCCCAGGCCCAGACGCAGGACCUGCAGCAGUCGCUUGCCCAGCUCCGAACCGAGUACGACGAGACGCACAAGCUGCUGGAGCUGAGCAACGAGAAGAUACGCCGGCUCCAGGGCAUUGUUGAUGUCUUCAAGCUCAAGGAGCGCGACUACAUCCUGACUAUCAAGUCUUUGAGUGCCGCCGAUGCCUCGGUACCGAGCCCAAAUCGGUCACAAUAUCUUUUGGAGCUAGACGAGAGGCUCAAGCAAGAAGAGUCGGCUCUCCAGGAACAAGAACGGCAGAUUGUUGCGACCGAGUCGGAGCUUGUAACAGAGCAGCAAAAGUCCCAACAGCGUGACUUGAUCAAGAAGAUCGAUGCGAUCGACGCUCGGCUAUCGCCCCGCUCGUCCAAGCCCCACCAGCUGGAUAGUGCACAAAUCGCUGCUCUGGAGCACCAAAUCUCGCUUCUGCGCAACGAGCUGACUGUUCAAUCCCGCGAUGCAGACGAUGCCAAGGAGCGCUAUGAGGCCGAGCUCAAAGGCGCCAACGAGCGUGUCCAGAACUACUUUGACCUCUCGGAGAGCUCGACAAAGAGCAUGGAGGUCUACCGCCAAGAGCUGCGAAAGUGUCGCGAGCGGCUUGCUGCCACAGAGACAGAGCUGCUGAAGCUUCGCGGAGCCAGCAUGGGUGUACAUGGCGACGCCGUGCCGGACGCAAGCUCGAGUGAUCAGCUAUACAGCGCUCUUGCUCGCGCCGAGGAGACCCAGGAAGCCAUCGGCCAGAUUCUAAGCCUCGCGCAAACCAAAGUGAACUCGAGCGUACUCUCUCACAACAGCCCCGCCCUUCCCUCGGUUGCUGUUCUGCAGAACGUUGUGUUGGAGCUCCACCGCCUGAUCAGCUCGACUGAACGGCACGUCAUGACGAUCAAGCAGUCCGCGUCUCAGGCCGGCUAUGAGACCCUGUCCAACGGUAGCGACCCACUUUCCUCCAUUCAGGAGUCUGUCGAGCAUCACAAGCGUGUCGCCGCGACACUCGAGGCCCUGCUUAAGCUCUAUCCGGUCGAGGAGCUCGAAAAGCUGCACGCUGGAGAAGAAUACCAGGUUUUGAUUCCCGCUGUCGAACUAGACCCAAGCCGAUUCUCAUCGCGAGAAGAGGUUCUCCGCGGAGCAUAUGUCGGCAUCUCCCCUGGACAUGCCGAAAUCAGCCUGUAUGCCCUUGGCAGGGAGGACUACAUCCGUCUCAUCUCCGAGUCGGCACACCUUGGUCUAUACCAGUUCCAGGCUGAACAAGCAUGGGCCCUCCUCGACGAACACCGCACUGAAAUUGCUGCCCUUCGAACGGCCAUCGAGGCCUACAUCGCUAUCGAGGAGCCGCGGUACUCGGGCUCACAUACACCGCUCCAGAAGCUACAGAUGCAGCUGGACGAAGUUUUCAAGCUCUGGAUCCACGAACUUGACGCCAAUGGCCACCUUCGGCUGUUGAUCAGCAAGAUCCAGGCCGAGGGCAUUGCUGCUGUUGCCCAGAACCGCACCCGAAUCUCUCAACUGUGCACCAUGAUCGACAAGCUGAUCUUGCUGCUGAAGCUCUCCGACGAAGAGUCUCAGGCAUACAAAAGUUCGAAUGAGCAAAUCCAGCAAAAGUACGACCAACUCAAUGCCCAGUUCCUGGAACUCCAGGAGCACACCAUGGGCAUGGAUGAAAUGCACAACGAAGAGGUGGUGGCUAUCAACAAGGUCGUGGCGGUUCUUGAACAAGAGCGCGAUCGACUCUCGGCCGAUCUGAGCAGGACCAAAGAGCACUACGAAGCCACAGCCGCCGAUCUCGAGAGACAAAAGACCGAGCUCGAAGCCAGUCUCGAGGGAAUGGAGGCCAAGUUUGAGCUCUUGCUGCAAGAGGCGGAGCAGAAGACCCGUCGCGCCGAGAUUGACGCCAACGACGAUCGUGUUGAGGAGCUGACGCGAGAGAAGCUCAAGGUCGAGGCCAGCCUCAAGUCUGCCUCGCUGCAGUGGACCACGGAGCGUGAGCAGCUACUCACCAAGAUCCUAAAGGCUGAGCAACAAGCGGGCACCCUGGCCGACCAAAAGACCGAGCUCGAAGAGCGCUUCCAGCAAAAGAUUCAGAUUCUGACCGAGGAGCUCAAGGACUACCAGCGGCUGCUGGAGCGAAAGGACCAACUGUGGAAGGAGGAUUUGCAGAGUCUGGAGCAAAAGCUGGCGCGCUCGGAAAGCAGCUGGGUGGCCGAGCGCAAGGCGCUGACCGACGAAUUGGUGAAGACGAAAGAACGAGCACCGACUGCCGACUGGAGAAUGUCAGAACAGGAGGCUAGCUGGCUGCAGGACCGCAAGAUUCUUAUUUCGGAGCUGACCAAGGCUCGUGAUGAUGCAGCCAUUCAGAUGGCAUCUCUGGCCGAAGAGAAGGAUGCGCAUAUUCGCGCCCUUCAUCUUGACAAAGAGACCAUUGAGAAGGAGCUGAUCCUGCGCGAUAACCGCAUUCGCCACCUCGAGUUCCAGCUCCGUGAUCUCACGCCAAGCGGCUCUCUCAUCACGGUGCAAGAGGCAAACUAUCGAAUGGAGGAGCUACAUCAAGAACUACAAAACUCCUUUGGCCAGAUCCGCAAGCUCCAGUUCCAGUUGGCCGGGGCGAUCGACGGCCGCCGUAUGGCCGAGGCUCAGAGCAAGGUUGAAAGGGACCGGGCCGUGCGCCUGGCCACCAAGCUGGAGCUUGCAGAGAGGCGCACAGCCUUUUCAUCGCAAGAGGGAUACAAGAUGCGAUACGAGGGCCCUCGUGAAGAUCUCCAUCUUCUCCUGGAUACGCUCCAGAGCGAGCUCAGCGCCGAGAAGCAGCAGUCAACCAAUCUCGUUGGAGUCAUCAACAAGAUUUUCAGCAAGGUCGUCGAUCGCAGCUUGAUAUCCAGCGACCAGCGUGGCCAUGUCCAGAUUGACUUGGCCCGCUUCCAGGACGAAUGCAUCUUGCUCUCGCAGGAGAUUCUAUAUCUGCGAUCGCUUGUAAACAAGCUGCUGCUGUGGCGCGCCGACCUCAAGUUCCAGAAGCUCUACCUCACUCUUAAGAUCGAUGAUUUGAUGCGAAGCGAGAAAGCCACGCUGGAGUACCUGAAGACGAUUGGCAUUGCUCAGGUGGAUCAGGAUGGCUCUCUUCCACUGACACCUCGAGUGAAACUACGCCGAUGUAUCUACAUGGUCAUCGCCAUCAUCCGAAUGAGAUCCCUCGCCCAAGGUUGGCAGCAUACUGUCAACGAAAGUGCUUCGGUGUUCUACACGGACAUGCCUUCUUUGACGGACUUGGCCAAGGACGAGGACCCUGCCGGCCGCGCCGCCGGGCGCGAGGGCGCAGUAUCUGGCUAUUCGUCCUUUGGAGAGACUUGGCGAAGCCCCUCGGGUUCUCAGCCAAGUCGGCCCGACGCCUAUGCCCUCAACGGCACCCCCCGGCGGCACCAGUAAUCACGGUGGCCCACUGAAGAGUCGUCCACGACCUCAGCUUGAAGUGAACACCAUUAUCAGGGGAAUCGGAACACCCACCCUUUUCCUGCAUGUCAGUGUAGUAUUCGACGGACUGCGUCAAGCAAAGCCAUAUUCAAUAACACAGAUUACUUUCACAGCCUGCGAGUGGACCGCUGCCUCUUGGGGCUGGGUGCAAUAGCCC